Botrytis deweyae is the source of this 420-nucleotide messenger RNA. RefSeq lists its product as uncharacterized. The transcript is spliced from 3 exons. Lineage: Eukaryota; Fungi; Ascomycota; Leotiomycetes; Helotiales; Sclerotiniaceae. The coding region runs from base 1 to 420 and encodes 139 amino acids. The record is from RefSeq and is a predicted model, not a curated record.
AUGGCCAGUGCGGAUUUUCUAUCCCGCCUGUCUCCUGUGAGGAAAAACGAUGCUUGGACCACAUCAUCAUCAGAUCUUCUCCCCGAGCUCCAGGUGGACGAUCAACAGUCAACUAACUACUUUGCUUUCUCCAUUAAAAAGUUGUCAAGCUUGUGGUUCGAUGACCUACUUGCGCACGAAGGGUACAGUAGUCAACAUGACAGAAGCCCGGCCUUCUCAAUCAUCGAUCUUUACAUUGGCGCUGCAGUUUCCGUAGAUACCGGUUCCGGAAAGGGCAACCAGCUGGUUACCACUUUGGCUGGGCGUCUUAAGGCUUGUAUACUUUCUGAGAAAUUCACAAACAAGAACCUGAGUGAUUCUAGGCCAUACCUUCCGCAAUCAAAGUGCAAAACAACUGCAUUUGAUGCUCAUUGCACCUGA